Messenger RNA from Candidula unifasciata, 1277 nucleotides. The record is from the annotation of a GenBank genome assembly. Lineage: Eukaryota; Metazoa; Mollusca; Gastropoda; Stylommatophora; Geomitridae.
UGGGUCCAGAUGGUCCGACUGUCAGAAUAACAAAAGUACUGCCCACGAUGGUCACACUGGAGAUAGAUGUCCCAGAAAAUGAUGGGGGACAACCUGUGACGGGCUACUUCUACAGUUUUUUCCCCUUUAACGACACAACUGAAGGAAAGGACAGACACAUGGAUUUGUAUGUAGAAGCUGAUGAGGGCACCACAACACAUGUCGACUUACGGAACCUUCUAGCAAAGACAACAUAUGUUUUAGAAAUUCGAGCCAAAAAUAGUGUUGGCCAGGGGGAGCUGACUACAGAACAGUUUGAGACCACUGAUGUCAGCAAGCCACAGCAACUAAAUAUGACCUCCAAACUGGAGAGCUCGGAACCCACAUCUUAUAAAGUCACCUGGUCAGAACCAUAUAAUGGUGGCUCCCCCAUCGUACAGUAUACCAUCAAGUACAAGAAGGUGACAGUUGUAGACCCACUAUCUCCACAGUGGGUGGUAGAAAGUGAUCUUGACAAAAGUUUCACAGAGAGAACAGUUACGGAUCCUAAUGCUCGUGGCUAUACCAUUGAGAACCUGGAUCGUAACAGUUUCUACGAAAUCCGUAUCACUGCCAGAAACAAGGAGGGCGAGUCCGUCGAGGAGGCCAGAAUAAUCAAAACUGCUGCCGGAGGUGGUAGCCGAGCAGGUCAGACUGUUGAUGAAGGAGAGGGAAGUGAUGAGGAGAAAGUUACUGAUGAUAAUGAUCAGAACGAUAUUAAUGUUGGUGUUGUGGAUAAUGAUGGAAAAGAUGAGACAAAUGAAGUGAAAACUGGUGACACAUUAGGACAGAAGUCUGUUACAGACAGCACAGGAUCUGCCAGUCUGGGAUCUGGGACACUGGCCGGCAUUAUCAUCGGCAUCCUCAUCCUUGUUCUCAUCAUCACUGUGGUCCUCUUCCUGGCCCUCAAGAGAAAGCCGGAGCUGGUGGGCAGACUGCGUGGCCUUGGAGGCAAAGGUGGAGAAGAGGAACGAGGGAAGGGUGACGAUGGAAAAGAUCCCGCGGAAGAGGAGAAACUCAUCAAGAAGGAAGAUGCUGUGAAGGUGGAGAACGAGACUGAAGAAAGUAAACCUGAGCAGGCGGUGGAGGAAUCUCAGGAAGAGUUUGAACCUGACAGUAAACCCGAGGUACAGCCCACACCUGAAGCUGGAGCUCAGAAUGGAGUAGAUAAGUCCCCAGAACUGAGUGCCCCCGCUGCAACCACAGAAAUCAAGAUUACACCAGAAACACCAGAGAAACCAGAGAACCCUCCAGCCUGA